AUGGAGAAGCAGUUCUUGGGCCUAGAACUGCAGCACGUGCCUCGCGGCACAAAUAAGGAAGCCGACAACAUCGCCAAAAGGGUCUCCAAGCGUCUGCCCCAGGAGCCCGGCGUCUUCGAAGAGCGUCUUUUCAAGCCAUCAGCAGCACCCCCGUCUGCGGAGCUGGCGUCGUCUCGGGAGGAACUCCCUCAACCACCGGCCUCGGGAGCCCCCGCCCGUGGCCCGACCACGGGAGCAAGCCUGCUCCUGGCGCUCAAGCCUCGGGAGGGGUGCUGGACCGAGGAGUUCAAGGAAUACCUGACACGAGGGACACUGCCCGAGAAAGAGGAAGACGCGGAGCGCGUGGCCCAACAGGCUACGACAUACUGCAUCCAGGACGGUGAGCUAUACAGGAAGCGGCCAGAUGAUGUUUCUUUGCGAUGCAUAUCCACGUAG
This is a messenger RNA of Aegilops tauschii subsp. strangulata, 435 nucleotides long. RefSeq lists its product as uncharacterized. The record is from RefSeq and is a predicted model, not a curated record. Lineage: Eukaryota; Viridiplantae; Streptophyta; Magnoliopsida; Poales; Poaceae.